CAGAUUUCUUCCUCUCUCUUUUUUCUUUCUCUUUCUCUCUUCUUUCUCUCUUCCAAACACUUUUUUCCGGAUCUAGAUCUGUUCCCUUCUCUUGUUAUUCAUUUUUUUCUCCAAUCGACAAAGAAAAAAAUUGCAGCCUCCCCUCUCAAAUUCGGUGACGCUCCAAAUCCUUCUUAUCUCGAUCUGCUCCUUCCUUCUGGUCUUUCUUUUCUCGGCAUCAAAAUAGAUGACGCUCCAUAUUGACCAAGAGGGGACAGAUCUAGUUCCGAGAAAGAAGAGUUAGAAGACAAUGAAGUGGGAGAAGAAAGUGAAAAGAGUCG
This is a messenger RNA of Linum tenue, 320 nucleotides long. NCBI's taxonomy places the organism in Eukaryota, Viridiplantae, Streptophyta, Magnoliopsida, Malpighiales, Linaceae. The record is from the annotation of a GenBank genome assembly.